UUGCGCAAUCGCACCGAGAGCGGCAUCGCCUUACGAGACUUCUUAACCACCACCACUGGAGCUCGAGUGGCAGUCAGGCGCUGAAGCACUACCGGAAACAUUACAACCUUUGAGUUUAGGUCCUUCGCUUCGGGAUUGUAGUACGCAAAAACUCUUGUUAAAGAAUAGAACGGUUUUAGAAACCAGUGUCCGCUAGCGAUGUUGUUUGAAUAAUUGCCUUGAAUUGAUGGCUAUUCUCUUGGCUUCCCAACCGUAACCAACGGAAAGCUACCGUGUAUAAAUUCCCAUAUGAAAUGAAGACUGUUGGCUGUUGUUACGUGUCUUCGCAAGGUCGCUGCAGGUGAACGGGUUCAGACACGGCUUUGAUCCUCGGUGCAAAACGUUUACCGGGGCUCGUUUCAUCGAUAAUUUCCCCCGCAUCGGCACAUUCCGGCAACUGUGGACGACCAACGGCGAGCCUUUAUGAUGUCGGCAGGGACGGGAGCUGGCGGUAGUCUGGGUGGUUCGGCAGCAGCUGCAAUGCUGAAGUCACCCCAGACAGCCCUCCAGCUGCUGCUGGAGGAAAUCAACUUCCAGCGGACGAAAGAAAUGCGGCAGCUGCUCAAAGAUGAAGGUGGAUUUGUCGUAUUGCAGGGAACCACCUACUGGACCGACCUGUUCGUGCGCCACUUUCUAUUCCAGUCCGAACCGGAGCAUAGCAUCGACUGCGACGAUCUGCUGUUUUUCGUGCGCAAAAAGCACAUCAAAGGGUCAUCGCGGGCCAUGCCCAAGUACGAAACAGAGAUCGAAGUGUUCCGGAAGGACUCGCGCAAGCUACCGAUCGGCGAUCCGGACGUCGACUGGGAGGAAACCGUCUACCUCAAUCUGGUGAUUCACCAGUUCAACUACACGCUCACGCUAGCGAUCUGCACGCGCACGUCGCCGAAGGAGUUGCAGGUACUGCGACGCCAUUCGCAGAAAGUGUACGCCUCACCGAGCCGCCGGAAGAUGGAUACCAAGGGCGACAGCGAGGAGAUUACCUACCCGCACAUCUGCUUCAUGGUGGACAACUUUGACGAGGUGUUUCACGACAUACUGGUGCGCGACGGCGAGAUGGUGUGCGUGGAGCUGGUGGCGACCGAUCGUGACGGUAGCGUGCAGGGGGUGAUCUUUCUCGGCUCGAUCCGGUACGAUGCACUCAAGCGAGUCUACGACGCUAGGCAAUCCAGCCUUGGCUCGAAGGUUGCCCAAAGGAUGUCGUUUGGGUUGUUCAGUUCGGGCGGCCCGCAAACUCGCUGCGAGUUUGUCCGUAUGAAGGGGCCACAGGGCAAAGGACACGCCGAGAUGGCCGUUACUAAACCGAAAGGAUCCGGUGUUGAAACUCCCACCAGUGAGCCAGGGUUCUGUGCCACCGACAUGUGGGACUCCGAAUGGGAAGAAGAUUGUGAGGAGUACUACAACUAUCGACACCAGCGUCGACUCAGCGACCCGAGCGCCAACCUAAACAACUUCAGUCGCUACGGAUGGCGCACGAAGAACGCCACCGAUGGAUCGUCGGGUUACGGCGGCUCGAAGGCGCGGUCGGAGAACGAAGGGCUUGAUUGUCUGGCGAACGAGGUGUCGGAAAUCGAGGCUGGUGAUUUGCGCGACGUAGUCCCGCAGGGAACCGAAUCCCUUCCAAAGCCACAACCGCAUGGCGAUAUUGUUGCUAGUUUAUCCAAGCAGUCCAAGGGAGCGGAACUUAAAGGAUCGACGAACAAAACGCGUCCAGCGGAAUCAAUCGGCAGCGGCACCGCAACGUCGACGAGCAACUGUUGCAGUUGCUUUGGCACGCGCAAACGUUGGUCCGACACCGACUCCAUGCAGAUGUCGGAAGUUUACGAGCCCUGUCCAAAGUGCGGUAGUGAGUCGGCGGAGCAAGAGGUUCGCAGGGAAGACGGAAAGCGUAUGAUGGCGUCCGUCAGCAGCGAAACGGAGCGAAGGCUACAAUCGCUCGAGUUGCACGAUUCACCAGCCUGUUUGGCCACCGUUUCGAAGGGACGUUCGCCGUUGAUGAAGCACCGGAAUGUUUUGAUUGUGGAGAGCGAGCUAGAGUUUGCCGGUGGGGCAAAGGUGCGGACAUCUUCCCCCAGUACGUCUGCACCGAUUGAUGAACGGACGAAGAAAAAGGUCUUGCCGCAGAAUGUCACUGGGGUGAAGAAGCGAGACAAUAGUCAGAAGGUUACCCAAAGCCCAAAGAAGCGUCUCAGUACGCCUGUGUUCCGCUCGAAACGAUUCAACGGUAACGGACCGGAGGUUGAGGCAGGCAGUGGAAAACCCGCCGGCAAGGGAAAGGUGACCACGAGCAACAGCAAUGCAAUUAACAAUAAUAACAACGGAAGAAGAGGCCGUUCAGGGGGAAGCACGUCGAGUUUAGGACCACCAGCCGGUGCCACGGAAGCCACAGAGGACGGUGAAUACGAGCUUGCGGACGAUGCCGUCUCACUGAACGGUGGUGGCGAUCUGACGGAAGCCGGCGAGGAGGUGACUGCUAAGCCGGAAGCCGUCGGUCCGCUCGAUCCGAAGCAAUUGAUUCGCGUCAAUGGUAAGGAAGAGUUUCCUGCCGAACGAACUGGCACCAGAUCGAGUAGCAAUGCAAGUAACACUGAUCGCCAAGGAAAGCACCAACAGCCAAAGGCAAUGUCCGUAUCGGUUGCAAACAUUAAAGAACAUCGGGAACGUCGCACUUCAAACGGAAGGGUUACUACGACGGAUCAGCAUCGAGGGGCUGCCAGCAAUGGCACUAGCAGUCGUUUUUCUUUGAUUUACCGAAGAAGCAAGUCAUCCUCUGCGGCAACUCAGGCUUUUGCAAAAGAGGACAAACGGAAAUCGGACGGUGGUCCGAAAAAAUCCAGUGAUUCAGUUAUAGUAUCAUCCAAAGAUGAAAACCCCAAAACAUCCCUGAAAGAGGAUGAUAAGAAACGAGAAAAGUCAACUGUACCGGAAUCCCUCGCCGAUCCGUUCAUCGAAGACACAAAAGUGGAACAUAAAGGCACGUUGCCUCCGACAGUUCCACCAACUAGUGAACGUGACAUCAACGGCAACCCCGACGAAACGACCACGACGACGACGGCGACGGCGACGACGACCACGACGACGGAUGAGACGAGCGAAAGUGAACUCUCCAAUCGGGCCAUUUGGGCGGCGCUGAAGGAUUUGCGAGCAAAAAAGGAAUGUUCCACGCUGCCGAAAAUGAAGAAACCAACCUACAACAGUUUCUACGCACGGCCAACGAUCUUAGGAGGUCGGGAAGGUGCCGACCACCGCAUCGAUACCAUUCCGACGCGACGUACGCCCGAUGGGACGAACAUCUAUUACCUUUGCGACUACCACCCGAAGCGGCACCACGGCGGCGGCCACGGGGAUAAAGAACUCGACGAUGGCGCAUACAAUCCGCUGUGGACAACGAAAGGCUUUACGCAAACGUUCCAUUUCUGGAAGGAAAACCGUCGCCAACAGUCGACACCUUUGAAUGCGUUCCUUACCUACGUGACGCUGCCGUGGUGGAGCAUAGCAAAGGAUCUACUGGACCACCGAGAGCAACCGAUUCUGACCUUCUAAAUAAUCCGGAGCACCGGAGCGAUUGAUCCCAUCGAUCGUUCUAAGAGAGGAAAACAACAUCGAGCUGCCACCAAGCACGACGAAAACGUUGGAUCGAUUCCAGUCAACGCAGGGCGAAAAGCUAGUGAUUUUGUGUUUUUAGGGGCGGGAGAAAUAGUUGAUUCGUUGCUUAAAAGUUUAACAUGGAAUUGCAGUUAGCGAACGUAUGGUUUGGUUUUUGGGCUUGGAGGUUUUCUUUAAGUUACUAUAUUGAAAGAGAGAUUGGGAGAGAGAGAGAGAGAGCUCAUUCCAGCAGACAUUUUUCUAGUCAAGCAACGCGAUAAGGAUAAAAAUCUAUUUUAAGGUGCCACAAAGGAGCCAUCUUGGGGAAAUCUUUGUGAUUAGUAACAUUUUUUUGCUCGUUUUAAUUCACUACUAAGUGUCCCAUCAAACCUAUCUCAAUGUCUCGGACAACUAGGAGGUGUUGUUUUCCUGGGUUCAAGUGCUAUUAAGGAAAUCUCUAAACCGAACAAACUUUUUCUAACAUUCUUCUCUUUGUGUAAUGAUUUAAUGUGAUUUUUGUUUACCAUUGUAAUUUCGUCGCUGAACCUUCAUUUUCUCUACUUACUAAAUCUCUACGCAAAAGGGCAUCUCAUUAUGGAUGUAGCAAUAAAAUUAAGCCAACAUUAAAAAAGAAUA
This is a messenger RNA of Anopheles coustani, 4257 nucleotides long. RefSeq lists its product as uncharacterized. The transcript has 7 exons. NCBI's taxonomy places the organism in Eukaryota, Metazoa, Arthropoda, Insecta, Diptera, Culicidae. The record is from RefSeq and is a predicted model, not a curated record. The coding region runs from base 463 to 3579 and encodes 1038 amino acids.